Molecule: messenger RNA, 1520 nt
Organism: Canariomyces notabilis
Lineage: Eukaryota; Fungi; Ascomycota; Sordariomycetes; Sordariales; Chaetomiaceae
Product: ADP-ribosylation
Exons: 1
Coding region: 119-1366 (415 amino acids)
Source: RefSeq, a predicted model, not a curated record
AAGCUCAACAACAUCUGCUCCUAUCACGACUCCUAGAUGCCUCCAGCCCUCCCAUUUUUGUACAAAUCUGCACUCAUCUCCGAAACAUCAACCUAACCCACGGCCAUUUUCUGGAAAGAUGGCGAAAUUCUCCUUCUUCCUCCUGUCAUGGAUCCUGUGUGCCGCUUUGGCCGCCGACCAACAACAGGCAGCCCAGGGCACCGAAGUUCCAGAUACUGUGUAUCGAGCCGAUAAACGCAGUCCCGAUGUUAUUAAGGCCAAUGGCGGCUUUAAAAGCUGGGGCAACAAGCAGGCAAUUACCGUUAUCGAGCAUGUCAGAAAGCUCUACAUUCCGCCCAACAGGCAAAUGCAGGACCCAUGGAUCUCGACUUCUACAGAUCCCAACAUCGGCGAGGACAAUGCGAUAGAAAAGCCCUGCUGGGUGUACACUAUCGACACAACGGGCCUUGAGGACAGAUUUGCCAGCGUCGCGGCUGCAUGGGAACAGGCGAAAAAGAAAGAUCCCCGACCUCACGAGAAAGAGUGGGCAGUCAACAGAUUUAUCCCAUGGCAAAGCAUCAAGGAGUUCUAUAACAUGUGGAAGGACGAGGAGGGGCACCUGGAGAGGGGACCGGUCUAUACCUGGGAAACAUGGGAGCAAGAGAAGCAAAAAGAGAAAGGGAAUGAAGAGCAGAGCUCUGGAUCUGCGGGCGGUCAAGGCCCGGCAACCGGGCCCUCGAAGGGAAAGGAGCCGGCAAUAGGGCCCUCAGAGGGAACUGGAAAGAAGCCGGCAACCGGGCCCUCAGGCGGAAAGACGCCGGUAUCCGGACCCUCAAAAGGAAAGGAGCCGGCAACCGGGCCCUCGAAGGGAAAGGAGCCGGCAAUAGGGCCCUCAGAGGGAACUGGAAAGACGCCGGUAUCCGGACCCUCAAAAGGAAAGGAGCCGGCAGCCGGACCCUCAGAGGGAAAGAAGCCAGCAACCGGACCCUCAGGCACAAAGAAGCCGGCAACCGGGCCCUCAGACGCAAAGAAGCCAGCAACCGGACCCUCAGGCACCAAGAAGCCAGGAACCGGAGGCUCGGGGGGGACCAAGCCCCCCUGGCGGCCUGCUGGCGGUAACGCGGCAUCUGGCUCCAAACCCUCGGGCUCCAAGCCUGCGGGGAAGAAGAAACCCACCGGCAAGGACAACGGAGGGGACGACACGCCAGUGGCGCGUGAUGUUUGGGAGAGACGUCGUCGGGCUACCAGGAUAGUGCCACCACCUAUGCGCAGGUGGGUUAGCAGAAGAAGAAACCAGGCCAGGGCUCGGGGUCGGGGGAUGAACAACAGGCCAGUGGCGCGUGAUGUUUGGGGGAGACGUCGGCGGGCCGUGUAUGUAACCUUCUGAGCGGGGAUAAGUUAUACCGACAGCAUGAGGGCACGCAGGCACGUUGCCCUGGGCAGGUGGGAAGGGAACGCGGGCACGUUGCCAUGGACUCAGGGUAUAGACGGACAUAUGUAGAGGUAGACCUAGUGUCAAAGCUGCAGGCUCAGCCACAUCA